Messenger RNA from Heterobasidion irregulare TC 32-1, 351 nucleotides. RefSeq lists its product as uncharacterized. The transcript has 2 exons. The coding region runs from base 1 to 351 and encodes 116 amino acids. The record is from RefSeq and is a predicted model, not a curated record. Lineage: Eukaryota; Fungi; Basidiomycota; Agaricomycetes; Russulales; Bondarzewiaceae.
AUGUCGGUGGCGGCCCACGAUGCUGAUGCGCCACCACCACCGUCAACACCACCACCACCGCAGCAGUGGGAGCAGCAGCAACGAGGACCCGGGACGGCGCCGUGGUAUCAUGACGGCUUUAUCCUUUCUCUGAUCGCCAUGUUCGCGAUUCAAUUAAAAAAAUCGGGCGCGCCCUGGGAUCUGGGAUCUGAGCGGCUGCGCGGUCUCUGCGGCGGGACGCCGGGUUGCUUGUUGUUUUCGGUAUUUUCAAAUCUGGGCGUCCAUUUCGCGCCCCCACCCCCCCGUCUUUGGGUUGGCUGGACAGAGAGAGAGGGUAACAGGGUGGGAGACAUGAGACAUAGAUUGGAGUGA